Larimichthys crocea (large yellow croaker) is the source of this 4871-nucleotide messenger RNA. Its product is annotated as macrophage mannose receptor 1. The coding region runs from base 58 to 4350 and encodes 1430 amino acids. Lineage: Eukaryota; Metazoa; Chordata; Actinopteri; Sciaenidae. The transcript is spliced from 31 exons. The record is from RefSeq and is a predicted model, not a curated record.
AGAUUCCCUCCUUUUCAUGUUCAUGCUCAUAAGUCCUCUGCUUGCAAUGCAUGGACAAUGUCUGCUGCUGUGAGACUUAUCAGAAGAAUGCUGAGCCCAAGGAUAACUCUAGCAACCUUUGUGGUCUUCAUCUCAACAUAUCACUGUUCAACAGCAAAUGAUGCACCAUUCACACUCAUUAACAAAGCAACUGGUUUUUGUCUGGUGAAAAAAUUGACCCGUUGCCUUGACCUGCGCUGGACGACCGGUGAUCGCCUUUUUGCUACAUCGACCAGAAAGUGCCUCGGAGCUCAGGGCAAGACUGUCGGGAGUGAAGUAAGCCUCUAUGACUGCAAUGACAGGAGUGACCUCCAAAAGUGGGAAUGCAAGAAUGAAACACUGCUUGCCCUCAAAGGCUCACAGCUCUAUAUCGAAGUAAAAGCCGAUGAAUCGAUUGCUCUCUCCAGAACUAUCACUCCGAAUAAUGAACUCACAAUCACAGGGACAUCUAGUGGUGCUUGCACAAGAACAUACAGAGAACUUUAUACCAUUGAAGGAAAUGCGUUUGGUAAGAUCUGCAUGUUUCCCUUCCUGUACAAAGACCGAUGGUAUGGAGACUGCACAACUUACGACUCGUCAGUGAAGCGUCUUUGGUGUGCAACUGGAACAAAAUAUGAGCAUGAACAGUGGGGAUACUGCCCGACCUCUUCGACUGACCACUGGGCAAAAAACAUUGUAACUGGAGCGUAUUAUCAGAUCAACUCACAGUCAUCUCUGACGUGGGCUCAGGCUGACGCCAGCUGCAAACAGCAGGGUGCCUCCCUGGUCAGUAUCACAGAUCCCAACCAGCAGGCUUUUAUGUCAGCACUACUGGCAUCAGGGAAUUUCAGACUUUGGAUUGGGCUGGUCCUGGACCCAGAACAUAACUGGCAGUGGACUGAUGGAAAGCCCUUCCGUUAUCUGAGAUGGACUACAGGAAAUCCACUUCCUAAUCCGGGACACAACUGCGCAUUUCUUGACUCCACCGGGCAGCAGUCCUGGCUAAGUUCAUCCUGCGGCAAGAGAAUGGGCUACAUCUGCUACAAAGACGGGGCCCCGCCAACUCCUCCACAAAUUGAGCAAGGAUUUUGUCCGAGCCCUUGGAUUCCUUACAACGGCCACUGCUUCCACCUUCAACGCGUUGCUAAAACAUGGUCUGGUGCUCAGAUAGAGUGCCGCAAAGAAGGGGGAGACCUAGUCAGCAUCCGCAAUGCGGAGGACCAAGGCUUUGUCAUCUCUCAACUUGGAUACGCAUCCACUGAUGAGCUUUGGAUUGGACUGAAUGACAUCAGGACAGAAGGGCUGUUUGACUGGAGCGACCACUCCUUUGUCAGCUUCACAAGCUGGGCGUAUGGGAAACCUUCGCUCUCUGCUGAUACUGUGGACUGUAUUCUAAUGACGGGAGAGAAUGGAAACUGGGCAGAUCGAUUGUGUGAUGAGAAACAUGGCUUUAUCUGUAUGAAACAGAGUGAAACCGAAAGGCCGGUAGAAGAAGUAGAUGUGGAUGCCGGCUGUGAAGCUGGUUGGAAAAGGCAUGGCUCCUACUGCUACUUUGUAGGAACACACACAAAGACGUUUGCUGAAGCCAAAACUAGCUGUGAGGCCACACAGUCCUACUUAGCCGAUGUUUCAACUGGGGUGGAUAAUGCGUUCCUUGUCAGCUUGGUGGGGAUGAGAUCAGAAAGACACUUCUGGCUUGGCCUCUCAAACCAGAAAAAUAUUCAUGAGUUUGAGUGGACCAGUGGAAAGUCAGUGAGAUAUACCCACUGGAAUACUGGGAUGCCAGGUAACAUUCAGGGCUGUGCUGCCAUGACAACUGGGAUCUUCGCCGGACUCUGGGAUGUGCUGCCCUGCACCAAUAGUUCGAAAUACAUUUGCAAACACCUGGCAAAAGGGGCAGUUUUGACCGCUGCACCACCCACUCAAUCUCCUCCCCAGUGUCCAGAUGGUUGGAUUAAAGUGGGAUCAAGAAACCUCUGCUCUAAGUUUUUUACAGGGCCUCGAGCAAAUGAAAAGACCUGGUUUGAGGCCAGGGAUUACUGCAGGGCCAUCGGAGGAGACCUGCUCAGCAUCCACAACUCCGCUGAGCUUUUGGUUGGACGAUAUGGAAAAGCUUGGAUUGGACUUCGUGCUCCUGACCCGACAACUGGUUAUGUUUGGAGUGAUGGUAGCCCGUUUAACUUCCAGCACUGGCAGGAGGGAGAACCAAACAAUCACAACAAUGAUGAAUCUUGUGCUGAGUUCAGACUCUAUAACUGGGAUUCAGCUGGGUCUUGGAACGAUGUGAACUGUGAGAGUUACAAUGACUGGAUCUGUCAGAUCCGUGCAGGAGUGACUCCACAUCCACCACCAAAUAACACCGCUGUGGAUUAUAACAUAACUUCUGAUGGUUGGCUUGAGUGGAGAGGGAAGCAAUAUUAUAUCAACAGAAACUCAAUGCCCAUGGAGGAUGCUCAGCACUUCUGUAAGCAGAGACAUGGUAACUUGGUAUCCAUCUUGAGUAAAGAAGAAAAUACCUUCUUAUGGAAACAGAUUUCCAGAACCUAUGGGUCCUAUUAUAUAGGCAUGUCAGUGGAUCUUGAUGGGUCAUCUUGGUGGAUGGAUAAUUCUCUAAUAGGGUUACAGCGAUGGGACGAAAAUCAGCCAAGUUCUGAAAGCUUUGACAAGAACUGUGUUGUUAUGACUUAUUAUAUGGGUUUCUGGAGAACUUGUAAUUGUGGCCAAGAGGAAUAUUCCAUUUGUAAACGAGGGAACAACCCACCUGUCAACACCACUGCAGCUCCCACAGUUCCUCUUAAAGGUGGCUGCCUACCUGGGUGGAAGAAAUUCGACUCCAUGUGUUACAGUAUCAAAACCCAGAAGAUCAGAUGGGAGGACGCUAGGAAACAGUGCUAUAGCAUUGGAGGCAGUUUAGUCUCGAUUCCCACAAGACGUGUGCAAGCAUUUUUGAUCACCACAUUGGCUGAAACAGCAGCUGGAGACACGUGGAUUGGUUUAAAUAGUUUAAAAGAAAGUGGAUUUUAUUGGACUGAUGGAAAACCAAGGCGAUACACCUACUGGGGCUAUUCUAAAGGUCGACGUCAUCCUGGGUCCUUUUAUCAAAGAUGGGAUGAGGAAGACUGUGUUGUGAUGACCAGUAAUUCUGUUAUUGGCUUAGGUAAAUGGUUGGUUAAGUCUUGCAAUGACACCAAUGGAUAUAUCUGUCAUCGAAAUGUUGAACCAACUUUAAAGCCUCCACCAGAGCCAACAAUUCCUAACAUCUAUGUGUCUCUGGGAAAUGACAGCGUCAAGGUUGUGACUAAAAAUCUGACCUGGGAAGCCGCUAAGAAACAAUGUGAGGGUGACAAAGCCACCCUGGCUAGCCUGCGUAAUGACUGGACUCUGGCCUAUGUCGAGCUGUUGACUAUGAAUCUCAACGCUCCUGUUUGGAUUGGACUGAACAAACAGCAGACUCAAGGUUAUUUUAAGUACAUUGACAACUGGCACCUGAGUACUACCAACUGGGCUGAAGAUGAACCGAGCAGGGGCAAACCUUGUGUGUACGUGGAUGUGGAUGGGAAAUGGAGGACUGCUUUCUGCAAUGAGACCAUGAACAGCGUUUGCAUGCAGUCUACAGAUGUGCCACCAACACAGUCAACCGUGUUCCCAGGAGUUUGCCCAGAAGAGACCAAUGUGGAGUACCGCCCGAGUUACACCUGGGUGCCAUAUAAGAGUCAUUGUUAUUUGUUUGUCACAGAGGAAAUUGAAUGGGCAGAUGCAGCUAGCAGCUGUGUAAGGCACGGUGGAAUACUGGCCAGCAUCGGAGAUCCUGAGGAGCACAAAUUCAUUAAUAACAAUAUUGAAACAUUUAAAGAUAGUCACACUUCUUUCUGGAUUGGCCUGUAUAAAACGCACAAAGGGACAUGGAAGUGGUUGGACAAAUCAGUCAUGGAGUACACCAACUGGACUUUAGAUGAACCUCAGUAUGACUUUGGAGAGAUCGGAUCCACAGAUGGGGCUUGGAAGACAGGACGUAGAUGGCACGACAGAGCAUACAUCUGUGAAACACCCAAAGUGAUGCCUGGUGUUUCAGACUCAAAUAGUGAGUCUAUCAAAGAUAAGGAUUCUCACAGUCGUGUCCACACAAGUUUGGUAGUCGUGCUGGUCAUCACUGCAGUUUCUACGGUGAUAGUCAUUGGAUUCUUCCUCUACAAGAAGUCUCCUGUGCCCUUACCUACAUUCGACAAUCCACUCUACUUUGACAGCGAGCGGUCCCAGCCUGAUGUGGUCGAUACCAAUAAACUGAUAGAGAAUGCAGAGGUAGAAAACCCUGAGCCUAUUAUAACUCUGUGAUUUACAAGGUAGCAGUAUCUAGUGGGACAUACACUAUACUGUACUGUCUUCAGGACUGAUGUAUUACAUAUUGAUGCUUCAUCUGUGUUUUAUGCUGUUUUUUGUUUUUUUGUUUUUUUACUAUAUACAGUAUAUAUUCAGUUAUUUAACAAUAUGUCACUAAGUGUGAGUUUCAACGGAGUUGGCAAUGUCUGACCUCAUGGAACAGAACAAUUUAGGCUCUAGGAUGUCUCAAUGGGAAUGAUUUGUAUUUGAUUUUUUCUUCUGUGAUUCAAUGUUAAUAAGACAGCCCUGUGACGAAACGGCUUGGUCAGGGUGUAGCCCACCUCUCGCCCAAUGUCAGCUGGGAUUGGCUCCAACCCCUUUCACAAUAUCAGGAUAAGCGGUUAUGGAACAUGGAUCGAUGGAUGAAUGUAAAUAAGUGUUACAUGUUGUGCUUAUACCCACUAGAUGCUGUUCAUUGCUUGUACUCUGUAACUGUGUCACAGUUAAAUAAAUAUUAAACUUGUCUCAAAACAUUA